Molecule: messenger RNA, 1982 nt
Organism: Populus trichocarpa (black cottonwood)
Lineage: Eukaryota; Viridiplantae; Streptophyta; Magnoliopsida; Malpighiales; Salicaceae
Product: putative FBD-associated F-box protein At1g61330
Exons: 3
Coding region: 283-1770 (495 amino acids)
Molecular function (GO): protein binding
Source: RefSeq, a predicted model, not a curated record
CGGAAAACGACUCCUAAUUAAGAUUUUAUUGUAUGCUGACCCGGUAACCUAAUAUAGUAUCACAGCCACAUCAGUGCUGUGAUCUACUUAGUUGCCUACAUCAGCGUGUUUCAAGAGACCGAAAGGGCGAGCUAACGUAGAAGCCAAGGCCUCUGAACAGAAAAACAAAUUCAAAAACAAUUACAAAAGCUUGGUGCAAAUUCUCUUAUAAUUUCUCUGCUUAUUUAACAUUUAUAGCCAUCACAGCAACAAGAAAGUUCAAGGUAGAAAGGGUUUCUCUCAAUGGCUUCACCAGAAAGAGAGAGCCAAACAUUCUUACAGAUUUCACGUAAGAGACUAAAGAGGCAGUAUCAUUCUAGUUAUCAUCAUCUCGAUCAUGCUAACACUAGUUUUACUCACGUUGAUCAUAGUGUUGAUCUUCCUGAUGAUGUUCUUGAUAUGAUUUUCUCUUUCUUGCCUAUCAAAAAAGCUAUGCAGAUUGGAAUUCUAUCGACGAGAUUCAAGAAUUCUUGGAACUUCAAUCGUAGAUUAGACUUUGAUAAUGAUUUUGCAAGGGGUCGUAGUCCUGAAGAUUUUAAAUCUAUAGUUAAUAAGGUUUUUGAUCGCCAUGCAGGCUCGAGAAUUUUAAGUUUUCGAUUAUGUUUUGAUCCAAACAGAGAGGAAUUAUUGGUCGAGAAGUGGAUCAGGAAAUCCAUUGAAAAGGGUGUUGAAGAACUCGAUUUGGAAUUUUAUCAAAGCGGAAAUGUUUUUGAAGGAAGAUGGCCUUUUAAACUCAAUUCUGAUGUUUAUGAAGCUGAGUCCUUGAAGAUUUUGAAGCUUACUUUGUGUCAACUUGAUCUUCCACCAAAGUUGAAAGGUCUGCAUGUUUUGAACACUCUUGUUCUCAGAAAGAUCAUCAUAACCCCAACAUUGAUAGAUACUUUAUUUCAGAAUUGCUUCUUCCUUGAGACUCUAGAUUUAGCACAUUGUCAUAGGAUUUUUCAUUUGAAAAUCUUUGCCCAAAAGACGUUUAAGGUGUUAAAGGUCGGAGAUUGCCAGGAGAUUCUGAGGAUUUACAUUGAUGCACCAAAUCUACGUUCAUUCCACUAUUGUGGACAUGUUUGUUUUAUCAAAUUUAACAGCGUCCCUCAAUUGAAAGAUGUGAUGCUCAGUUUCAGACCUUCAAAGGGCUUUACAGAGACUUUUCGAGUGAGAAAUCUUGUCUAUGAUCUCCACCCUAUUCAAGUUCUCACCACUACUAGUACUUUUCUUGAGGGCCUGUCUCCAAAGUUUAUUGGAGGAAAACUGAGGGAGAUGCAAUUCUUUUUUGGGAAUUUGAAAGAAUUUCAUUUGAUCAUGGAAGGCGCAAUUUACUGUAAUCCUUAUGAUAUUAUUUCUUUCCUGAAGCAUUGCCCUAGCCUGGAGAAGAUAUUCAUCGAUCUCAAAGAUUUUUGCUUCGUACGUGGGCCGUAUUGGGAAUUGCAUAAUCGACAAUCUUUCCAGAAAUACAGCGCAUCCUUUGACUGCCUGAAGUUCAUCAAACUGCCAGGAUUUAAGUUUCAGAAAGAUGAACUAAUGCUGGUGAAGUUUUUCCUGGAGAGGGCAAUUUUCCUGGAGAAACUAGUGCUGGUCACUCCCAAGUCUAGACAUGCCAGAGUUCUUACACCGAAUUUACAAGCGUAUUAUCAAUAUCUGCAGUCUUGGAAAGCAUCUCCAGGAGCCCAAAUAGCUGUGUUUGAGCACUUGAAUGACACUUCUGUUUGUCCAAUGCACUCAAAGACCUGGUACUAGUCGAGAAGGAUUGGCCUUAAGAGAUUUUGAAGCUAAAAAAUGCACUUCAGAUCGCAGUCUUAGACCAAAUAAUGUAGGAUUUUCAGGUGCCUUGUCAAUUUUUAAGUUAGGGGGGAAAUGAAAGCUCAACAGCAGAGGUUAUAUCAUAGUUUAAUUAUAGGUUUAUAUAUUGAGAUGGUAAUUAAUUUAUAUAUUGGAAAGACAUUGGUAUU